CUAACAGAGCAGAAGUAAAUUCCGCAGAGAGCGUAAGUUUCAGUGCGAAAAUGAUUUAAACCGGGAAGGAACGCAUUAAGUUCGCAUACGCCCACUACGAGAAUGUUCAAACGCACUUUUAAGGUAGUUUAUCGGCCCAUAAGGAGCAACUUUGUGCUGCUGCCGGACCAGUACUACGGCGUCGUUUCGACCUAUGAUACGGGCUGCCUGAGUCUGCAGUACAAUGGACGGGUGCACUACGCCUCCUGGGCGCCAGAAAAGGGAGGAGGCGGCAUCAAGGACACUGAGAUUGGGAUCAAUGCCAGGGCGGCCAAGGAGAUCGGUCUGCACGAGAAUGAUCUGGUCAAGUGUGCGCUCAUCGCUGACGUUCUCAACCUGCGCAGCGUCCACGUUACCCCCGUCUCGUCCAAGGAUUGGGAGAUCAUUGAACUAAGCACCGAAAAGAUCUCGGGUAGUGUGCUGGAGCAAACCCGCAUUGUGAACUCCACCCAGAUCUUAAUUGUUUGGAUUAACAAGUCCAUGCAAGUGGCGUUGACAGUGGAUCGCCUUAAGCCGCACAUGAACUACGGCAGAAUCGAUCACAAUACGGAACUCGUAGUGGCGCCAAACCUUUACCACGGACAUACCAAUGGAACCUCCAAUGGUGUCAUCGAGGAGAACUCAAAAUUGUCAAGGAGUAAAACCACUGCCCAGGUCAAGGAUGAUCUUGCUGAAAAGCCAAAGCUAUUAGCCCAUUCCUCCACGGUGUCCAAUGUGAAGAACACGCUGCAGCGCAACAAACGCCAAGAUCACAUGGAGCGCCUCAAGAAGGACCUGCGUAGGGAGAGCUCGCGAAGCUUCGAAUUCCGUGUGAUUCGAGGGCUAUGGCGGCAGCAUGCUCAGGAGUCGGAUGUCUAUGUAAGCCGGAAGCAUCUACCUGAGUUCUUCGAUCUGGAUCUGUUUUACUGUAUGCACACUGCCAGUGACAAGGAUUAUUAUGUGCGGGUGCGCACGGUGGAUGAGGAUCUUGAGGACGACCUUCCGGGCACCAUUCAUCCCUCGAUCGAGCUGAAUGCUAAUCUGAUGAAGUUGCUGGGUAUAAAAGAACUGGAACGUGUUGUCCUAAGGCCCAAAACAACCGUAGUAAACUUUGUUGAGAAAAUAGAGCUGUUUUCCAACAAGAAGACGCACUACAAGAUCAUUGAGAAUGCAUUUAAGCGGUUUGUAAUAGAGAGAACUCAGCAGAGGUCGAUGCUCUUUAACCAGGAGGAAGUGGUGCGACUUGAGGACGAUGUCCUGGUUACUGUAGGCAUCCUGCCAGAACACUUUCGUUACUGCGUCGUGGACGCUCAGUUCCUGAAAGAGUCGAAGAUCUAUGCGGCCGAUCUGGUGCGUCCGGUGAACGAGAUCAUCAAGGAGCAGACUCCGCCAACGUCGCCGCUGAGUGUCCAGGAUCUUAUACGGCUCCCAGAGUACGAUAAGAUUGUGGAUCAGGUGGUCCAGGAACUCCGCAUGAAUUUGUGUCUGAAUGCUGAAAACUCCGUGAUGCGGCAGUGCAAUGUGUUGCUUACUGGUGCUGCGGGAACAGGCAAAACCGUGCUUGUGGAGCGCAUCUUAGACAAGUUAUCGCGAAAACCGGACUAUUGUCACUUCGAGUUCUUCUAUGGAUCACGAAGCAAAGGCCGCAAGACAGAGUCUAUACAAAAGGAUCUUCGCAACAUCUUCACCAGCUGUCUUCAGCAUGCCCCUGCCAUUGUGGUGCUUGAGAACUUGGAUGUCCUGGCUCAUUCCGCAGGGGAGCAAUCUAGUCAGGAUGGGGAGUACUAUAACCGCAUGGCGGACACUGUGCACCAGUUGAUCGUCCAGUACACAAGCAAUAAUGCUAUCGCGGUAAUCGCCACCGUAAACGAGCUGCAGACACUGAACAAGCGGUUAAGUUCACCCAGGGGCAGGCACAUCUUCCAAACGGUUGCUCGUCUGCCCAGUUUGGAACGGGCGGAUCGUGAAAUAAUUCUGCGAGAGCUGUGCAGUCACAUCAAUGCUUCCAAGGAGCUGGAUCUUGUAAAGUUCUCCAACCUCACGGAGGGCUAUCGGAAGUGUGAUCUUGUCCAGUUCGUGGAGCGUGCAAUUUUCUACGCCUAUCGCUUAAGCAAGGCCCAGCCACUUUUGACCAACGAUCAGCUUAUUGAGUCUUUGGAACACACGAACUCCUAUUGCCUGCAGGGCAUUCAAAGUAAUCAAAAGACUGGCAGCGAUGCAGAGGCCAACGAGUUGAGAGUGGAGGAGGUGCCUGGCCUGGAGUCAGUUGUGGGCGUGCUAGAAGAGGUUCUUAUGUGGCCAUCACGGUAUCCGAGCAUUUUCAAUGCCUCACCACUGCGCAAUCAGGCCGGCGUUCUUUUGUACGGACCACCAGGAACCGGUAAGACCUAUCUGGUUUCCCAAAUGGCAACAUCAUGGAACCUGCGCAUAAUUUCGGUCAAAGGCCCCGAGCUGCUGGCCAAAUACAUUGGACAGAGCGAGGAGAAUGUUCGUAACCUGUUCAAUCGAGCACGCAGCGCUAGGCCGUGUGUGCUCUUCUUUGAUGAGUUCGACAGUUUGGCGCCAAAGCGUGGUCACGAUUCCACGGGGGUCACAGAUCGGGUGGUAAACCAACUGCUUACUGAACUGGAUGGCGUUGAGGGUCUGCAAGGAGUUACCGUAAUAGCAGCGACCUCCAGGCCAGAGCUCCUAGAUCCUGCACUCCUUCGAUCCGGUCGCAUUGAUCGCCUGGUUGAGUGUCCUCUACCGGAUGCCCAGGCCCGUGUACGCAUCUUCGAGGCUCUCAGCUCGACCCUCAGCCUUGAUGAGUGCGUGGACUUUGAGUGGUUUGCAGGAAGAACUUCAAAUUACACCGGCGCCGAUAUACAGAGCAUUUUGACAUCGGCGAACAUGGCAGCGGUUAAGGAGGCGCUAGCUCAAUUCGGACACGAGAAACUGCCAAAGAAAAUAUCACUGAAGCAGAAACACCUUAUCGAAUCCUUCCAAACCACACGACCCUCCCUCAGCGCCUCCGAUGUGGCUAAAUAUCACAAAACAUAUGUUCGCUUUACCAACAAGGAGAAGAGCUCCAGGGAGUUUGUAGCAAAGCGCGCGACCUUGGCUUAAAGAAAAAGACUUUAUUAGCUUAGAAUUAUCACUAUCAUAAACUGUAUUUCUUAUCUCUUUAAAUCGGAAAAUGUUUUUUUGAGGCACAGUCCUUGGGUUUUGUAUAUUUCUUAAAUCUUCUUGUUGAAACAUUAAAAUAGAUUUUGUUUAAA
Molecule: messenger RNA, 3275 nt
Organism: Drosophila rhopaloa
Lineage: Eukaryota; Metazoa; Arthropoda; Insecta; Diptera; Drosophilidae
Gene: Pex1
Product: peroxisome biogenesis protein 1
Exons: 9
Coding region: 103-3123 (1006 amino acids)
Biological process (GO): protein import into peroxisome matrix
Cellular component (GO): cytosol; peroxisomal membrane; peroxisome
Molecular function (GO): ATP binding; ATP hydrolysis activity
Source: RefSeq, a predicted model, not a curated record